AUGGAUGACAGAAAUGCCCAGGUACACCCAGAGGGUAGGAUCAAAGCUCUAGGGGCCCAGCCAAGCCCUGGCCUGAGGACCACCAACAAGGGGGCUAAUGUUGGGCCCACCAUACCAGGAGUCAGCCAGGCUGUGUUUCCAGAUGUUUCAGGAAUGGACAGUGGGAAGCAGCCCUCAUCAGGUCCAGAAAGUCCAGAGAGGGGGUCUGGAUACACAGCAGCAUCAGAAGAGCUGCCUCCAGAGCUCAAGACCCUGGAGCUGAAGCUUCAGGAGGGGCCAGGGAAGAAGCAAUCAUCUUGGGAUUCCCAGGAAGGACCUAGGAAGCUGCAAGCAGGCCAGGAUCAGACCAAGCCGGGGAGCAAGCUGGGAUUGCAGCCUCCCAGGGUCCCUGUAGCAUCUGGUUCAGAGAAAGAGCCUGAUAGCCAGCAGGGGAGGCAGCCCCCUGAGAGUGGCCAGGUGCGGCGGUGCUGGAUGAAGGGACCAGCCGUGGAAGUGCAUGCUGCAGUCGUGGUAGGCAUAGGGCUUCUCGCCCGUGUGGAUGCGCUGGUGCUUCAGCAGCAGCGAGUUGUGCUUGAUGCUCUUGCCUUAGGUCUCGCAGUGGUGCAGCUUCCCUCCCGGAGUGCGCCUCUGCUGGUCUCAGAAGCUCACGCCCAUACCAAGGCUGCUGCCCAGCUCCUCCCACCCACAGGGGCCGCCCCUGGUCCCGGGGCUCCCUGCGAUGGGAGCGUCGAGCGCCAAGCACCGCUUCUCAGGCAGAAUCUGGAGGGUCAACCAACCCCAGGUCACCAGGUGGCAAAUGGGCCAGACAUGACACAGUCAACAGAGCCUUCUUGCACCUUGGACACCUGUGGAGAACCCCUGGGAGACAAGCCUCCCAAGAAGGCAAGUACCCUGUAUAUCAACACAGAGGGCACUCUACCACAGCCAGGGCCCAGAAGGCAUGAGGUUGGUUCCCAGGAAGCAAUGCCCCUCACGCCAUUGGCAACCCUGGAAGAAAAGAUGGACAACCUUUUCCAGCCAUCAAAGCCAGGAUCUGAAACACCUGAAGGAGGGUGA
Molecule: messenger RNA, 1056 nt
Organism: Orycteropus afer afer
Lineage: Eukaryota; Metazoa; Chordata; Mammalia; Tubulidentata; Orycteropodidae
Source: RefSeq, a predicted model, not a curated record